AUGGGUAGCUGUCUAUCGUCUAAUCCUCCAGUCGAUAUAGAGCAAGUAAAGAAGUUUGUUGAUGGCGAAAUUGCGGAUAAUAAGGUGAUGGUCUUUAGCAAAAGCUAUUGCCCACACUGCAAGAAGGCUAAGUCCGCCUUGAAUAGCAUUGGGGCUGAAUACAAGGUGGUGGAGUUGGAUGGUCGCUCGGACUGUGCUGCUAUACAGGAUUAUCUCAACGAGAUUACCGGUGCUAGAACGGUACCAAGAGUUUUUAUUGAUGGGAAAUGUAUUGGUGGAGGCAGUGAGACGGUCGCUUUGAAGAAUAGUGGCGAACUGCAGAAGAUACGAUUAAAUCCCGAUGGCACCUCAACCGAAGUAGUCCUCAAUCCCGCCGGUAGCGCCAUGGAUACCUCCAAUGCCAGUCACUGUAGUAGAACAACACCUGUCGCGAACGGGGAGCAGUUGACUCCAGUCGCUGUCCAAGCUUAUGUCGAUCGGGCGUCCUUUCGUGUGGGAGAUGGCAAGGUUCUGUUCACACUGAUAUGCUCUGCUGAUGCUAUGGUGACGGUGUACAUGAACGCUAUGAACAAGUACAAUUCCGCUUCCUCAUCUCGUGGACGACGCCGUCUUCAGUGGCCAGUGCUGAGCUACGAGCAUUCGCAGAGUAAACGUGUAUCGUGUACGGCUCCGAACACUCGGACCACCCUCGAGUUCGAUUUGGAGCCCUCGACGGUUAUGCUCAAGGCGAUGAGUGAGCAGCAUUGGCCUCUUAUCAUCGAGGUGUUCGUAGCGGCCACGCAGAGCAGCACUCUGAUGUACCUCUCGCCGACUGAUUCCCAUGCUACUAACGUUACCGUCUCUGAGCAAAUACACAAACUACCCAACGGCACAGUUGUAGCCACCGGCGCGCUCUAUGGUCUAGCAGAUAUUACUAAAAAUGGUGAUGGUAAGACGAGAGACACCUGUUCAAUAUGCCUCACCAACCCUAUCAACACAGCCUUACUACCCUGCGGCCAUACAGCCCUUUGCUCCGAUUGUGCACGGCUGCUUCAACAGGACCCAGUCAAUUCCAAAUGCCCUAUAUGUCGCGCUCGUGUCAUCAGCUCGGUUACCCUGGACCUUGCCUGA
This is a messenger RNA of Perkinsus marinus ATCC 50983, 1110 nucleotides long. Its product is annotated as RING domain protein, putative. Gene Ontology annotation, biological process: protein ubiquitination; cellular response to oxidative stress. Gene Ontology annotation, molecular function: glutathione disulfide oxidoreductase activity; ubiquitin protein ligase activity. NCBI's taxonomy places the organism in Eukaryota, Perkinsozoa, Perkinsida, Perkinsidae. Gene Ontology annotation, cellular component: cytoplasm. The transcript has 10 exons. The coding region runs from base 1 to 1110 and encodes 369 amino acids. The record is from RefSeq and is a predicted model, not a curated record.